This is a messenger RNA of Bursaphelenchus okinawaensis, 1013 nucleotides long. NCBI's taxonomy places the organism in Eukaryota, Metazoa, Nematoda, Chromadorea, Rhabditida, Aphelenchoididae. The record is from the annotation of a GenBank genome assembly.
AUGAGAAAGUCCUACGUAGUAUACGACUUGAAGAAGAAAAAGAUUGUCAAGAUCUACAGCGCUCUUAAACGACAACGUUACGAUGUGUUUGUAUUGUACUACAGUGAUGGUACUCUGGUAGACGUGUGUAACCAGAAGGAAUACAAAGUCAAGGCCAAGUUCUUUCCAAAGUGUUAUUUAAUUUGCGGAGAUGUAUAUAACUACAGGAAGUACGUAGGGUACUGGAAUCUUCAAGAUGAACUAGUGUUAAUAGAUAACGCGACCGGUCAACAAAUUACUCUUUUCCGUGAUAUCCCUACAUCGACGAUUUACAUUGUUCGUAUCAUGGACGAUUUGGAUCAAGUCAUGUAUCAAGGUAGGUUUUUUUAUAUUAGAUAUCCGUUUUUAAAACAGAUAGUAGCAUUUUUUAAACAUUCUUGUUGUUAUAAUGUUUUCAGGUGAGAAUACAAGAGUUUACGACAUUAAAACCAAGAGGUGUAUAUUUGAGUUUGAAUAUGAGUUUUAUCUUGAUUACAGAAUGCAAAGCUUUGAUGGUUUUCACUUGUACGAAAGCAGUAGAGUAAGUUAACGUAAGAUGAGACAACCGUCCGUGAGUAAUUUUGUUAUUGCAAUAUAUGCAAAUUAAACAAAGUUUAUAAAUUCAUUGUUUAAUGACAUACCUUCAAUUGUUUUACCUAAUUAUUAGCUUUAAUUCUUUAAACAGUUCUAUUUUAAUAUUUUAGUUUUUCGGAUACAGUAAGAAGGACAAGGAAUGGAAAGAAAUGGGGAAAUGGCCUUACCAAGCGCAUAAAAUCCACCGUUACGUCGAAAACCCCUUCCUGAUGCCAGCAUACACAACACAUCGUGUAGUAAAUGACAAUGUUUUAAACUUUACACAUUUCGACUGGUCUUCCGGUAAAAACUUAAUCAUUAUUUUAACUAUCAUAACACGCAAAUUAAAACUAAUUUCUAACGUUAUAGGGCAUCUAACUUCAAAAGUUUCAACCAGUAGAAGUCAAAAAAGCAGGAUUUAA